This is a messenger RNA of Tripterygium wilfordii, 2834 nucleotides long. RefSeq lists its product as uncharacterized. Gene Ontology annotation, cellular component: nuclear pore. Bases 373 to 2568 code for a protein of 731 amino acids. The transcript has 9 exons. The record is from RefSeq and is a predicted model, not a curated record. NCBI's taxonomy places the organism in Eukaryota, Viridiplantae, Streptophyta, Magnoliopsida, Celastrales, Celastraceae.
UCUCGCACACUCUGCCAAAAUAAAUGAUGUACUGCCAAGAGAGAGAAAGUUUAACUCGAACGCCAAACACAUAUUUAAACAGAACGGGAGGAGAAGGAUUGUGUUCAUAGAUCCCGAGGAUUCGUUGAAGCUUCUGGUUAGAGUAUCGAAGCAGAACAAGGCUUCUGAAGAUUGGAUCAUUGUGGUUGGUGUCGGUUAGAUUUUCGUUUUUCUGAAGAUUGGAUCAUUGUGGUUGCCGUCACUUUGAAGGUUUUGGUUCGACUAACGAAGCUGAGUGAGUUUGAAAAGCUUGCUCCGGUGAGUUCAGCCUUCAGGGCUUCCUCAAUUCCUUGAAGGUUUGAAGAGGUGUCUCCAGAUUCAAAGGCUUCUGCAAUGGUAGCCAAAAUGAGCAAAGAAGAGAUCGUGGAUGAUCAUUCUAGUGAUCUAUUGAAGGAACCAAAGCAGGGGAAGGGAGAAGAUUCAGAUGCAAAGACAAUGAAAGAUCCUGUGUCAUCUCAUGGGAAUUCAUUGGCAGCUGAGGAUGGGAUGGUUGAAAGAGCUGCCAGAGUCUCCAAAAUCAAUGCCAGCAAAGAUUCUUCGGAAAGUGGUCAUCGUGGUUCAAGAUUGAGAUCUGAUACUGAAUCCAACAAAGCACGAUCCAAGACGUUAAAUAACACCCCUAAGAAAUCGACAAAAUCUAAUACGGGACUAUCUAAAGUUACUAACAAACAUUCUCCUGGUAAAAAACCAAAAGAUGGGAAAAGUCCUUCCAAGUCUUCAUCAGAUUCUUCCGAAGGUGUUGAUGAGGCGAAAGACAUUGGUGCGCUGGAUGAGAUCUCAAAUGGUGAUCAGAGUGCAGUCAAGGAUAUUGAUAUGUUAGAUGAGAUCUCAAAUGGUGCUCAGAGUGUCUUGAGUGAUGAUGAAAUUGUAAAUGCUGAAGAAAAUGAUCAACAAGAGGAUGAGUCAUCUUUGAAUCAGAAGAUAGAAGAAAUGGAAGCGAGAAUUGAGAAACUUGAAGAAGAGCUUAGAGAAGUUGCUGCUCUUGAAAUUUCACUCUAUUCUGUUGUGCCUGAGCAUGGGAGCUCUGCACAUAAGGUGCACACACCAGCUCGUCGCCUCUCCAGGCUCUACAUUCAUGCUUGCAAGCAUUGGACUCAAGACAAGCGAGCCACAGUUGCUAAAAAUACAGUGUCUGGACUUAUUUUUAUUGCCAAAUCUUGUGGUAAUGAUGUUCCAAGGCUAACCUUCUGGCUGUCCAACACCAUUGUGCUGAGGGAAAUCAUUUCUCAGGCGUUUGGAAGCUCACACAAUUCAAGCCCACUAACAAGAUUUCCUGAGUCUCGUGGAGCUAGUGGCAAGAGUACUGAAGGGAAGUCCAUAGCACUAAAAUGGAAGGGUAGUCCUGCCAGUAAACAAGGAAAUGGAUCUCUACAGUUUGUUGAUGAUUGGCAGGAGACAGGAACCUUGACAGCUGCUCUAGUACAUGUUGAAUCUUGGAUAUUUGCUCGGAUUGUUGAGUCCAUUUGGUGGCAGGCUGUGACUCCAUACAUGCAAUCUCCAGCUGAGAAUUUGUGUGGUAAUAGAACCACUGGGAAGUUGUUGGGGCCUGCAUUGGGUGACUUGCAGCAAGGCAGCUUUUCUGUUAACUUAUGGAAAAAUGCCUUCAAGGAUGCUUUUCAACGGCUUUGUCCUGUUCGAGCUGAUGGCCAUGAUUGUGGUUGCUUGCCUGUUUUGGCAAGAAAGGUAAUGGAGCAGUGUGUUGCCAGACUGGAUGUGGCAAUGUUCAAUGCCAUUUUGCGUGAGUCAGCCCAUGAGAUCCCGACUGAUCCUGUAUCAGAUCCUAUUGUAGAUUCCAGGGUUCUGCCCAUUCCUGCAGGAGAAUUGAGCUUUGGAUCUGGUGCACAACUUAAGAAUUCGGUUGGCAGUUGGUCUAGAUGGCUUACUGAAGUGUUUGGCAUGGACUCUGAUGAUCCCCUGAAGGAAGACGGGCACAAUAAUGAGGAUGAUGACAGGGGAGGCAGAGAUGAACAUAAAUCCUUCUAUCUUCUUGAUGAAUUAAGUGAUCUUCUGAUGCUUCCUAAGGACAUGCUCAUGGAUCGAUCAGUUAGAAAGGAGGUUUGCCCUUGCAUUAGUCUUUCGUUGAUUAAACGGAUACUCUGCAACUUCACUCCAGAUGAAUUUUGUCCAGAACCUGUUCCAGGAGCUGUACUUGAGUCAUUGAAUGCUGAGGGUGUUGUGGAACGUAGAUUUUCUGGAGAGUCUUCAAGAUCCUUUCCUUAUGCAGCUGCUUCGGUUGUUUACCAUCCUCCAUCAUCUGAUGAUGUUGCAGAAAAAGUUGCGGAUGCUGGAGGGAGUUCUCGGUUAUCAAGGAAUGCAUCUAUUGUGAAGAAAAAGGGAUAUACCAGUGACGAGGAGCUCGAUGAAAUAGAGUGUCCUCUUGCAUCCAUAAUUGACAAAUUGCCACCAUCUCCUACAAUGUUGGCCAACGGCAGUGGAAUCUCCAAAGACAAGGAACAUGCAGAUUAUGCUUGCAAAAAUUCAAGAUUUGAACUCCUAAAGGAAGUGUGGCUAAGAGACGUGGUCGGGUGAUUGAUGAGAUUCAAGUCAGAUGCUGAAGUAAAUACCAAGAAGAAUGGAACAAACUGUAAAAUAUACAAGGAAAGGAAAGGAAAGCGAUGAUAUGAAAUCCAUAAGAAGAGUGGACUGAAACUAUCAGCUGUUGUGUACAGACAGGGCAUGCUAUCCAAUUUAUUUCAUUCAGAAAAUUUUAUUACAGUGUGAUUUACUGUUCACUAUCUAAAUUUUGAGAGCAGUGUUUACAUAUUGCAUUCACGCAUUUUUGGUCUAAAUUUAAA